CCUCCCAUCACUAACAAGGUUUACUUUGACAUCACUGAAGAUGGAAAACCCUUAGGCAGAAUUACCAUUGGCCUUUUUGGAACUGUGGUGCCCAAGACGGUAGAAAACUUCCGUCAAUUGGCAAUUUCCAAAGAUCCUAAAUUUGGCUACACUGGCUCCAUUUUUCACAGGGUGAUCAACAAAUUCAUGCUUCAAGGAGGAGACUAUGAAACCGGCCAGGGUUACGGUGGAAAGUCGAUCUACGGGGGCAAGUUUAACGACGAGAACUUCGAAUUAAAGCACGACCGCAAGUAUCGCUUGUCGAUGGCCAAUUCUGGCAGGAACACCAAUGGUUCGCAGUUCUUCAUCACCACUGUUCUCACCAGCUGGCUUGAUGGAAAACACGUCGUUUUCGGUGAAGUUGUCGACGGUUUUGAUGUUGUUGACUAUAUCGAAAACGUUAAGACCAGUCACGGAGACCGUCCCGUUAAGGAAAUCAAGAUCGCUGAAUCGGGUGAGAUCGAAGUU
Messenger RNA from Scheffersomyces stipitis CBS 6054, 507 nucleotides. RefSeq names its product peptidylprolyl isomerase family protein (gene CYP5). The record is from RefSeq and is a predicted model, not a curated record. Lineage: Eukaryota; Fungi; Ascomycota; Pichiomycetes; Serinales; Debaryomycetaceae. The annotation marks the transcript as partial. Gene Ontology annotation, biological process: protein folding; protein peptidyl-prolyl isomerization. Gene Ontology annotation, cellular component: fungal-type vacuole; endoplasmic reticulum. The transcript has a single exon. Gene Ontology annotation, molecular function: peptidyl-prolyl cis-trans isomerase activity.